UUCGGCACUUGAGGCUUUGUGUGUUGUCCCUUCUGUGUUCCAUUCCAACCUCAGAACAUUACUUUCCAUCAAACUCGUGGGAGCCUUCGAGCACCUCCAUGCCACGGUGAUGACGUCACGAUUUUCGCCCAAUAGUCAACUGAACUCAUCAGUGGUCAACUCUCGAGUUGCUCUAGUUCGAGUCCAAUAAACGAACACAACCCGUAAUGUCGUCUGCUUCAGUGUCAACCGAACGCCCAGGACGAUUUCCAACAGGCUUUAGGUUGUGUUCGUUCAUUGGACUCGAGCAGCUCGAGAGUCUGCUACAAGGGCUACGGGUCGUAUAAUUUGAAACAAUUUAUCAAAUUCGGAAGUACACAAAGUUACUGUGGUUACCAUGGUUACUGAUCGCGGAACAGAUCACAACCGGACGUGACGUAAAGUGUCGUCACCUCACUCGGCACCCGCGCGCAACGCAACACAACAACACACGUGUGGAUUGAUUUGUGAUUGAUUGAGCCGUUAUGAGUUGUGUGAUAUCCCGGAAAUUAGAUCUAGAGAAGUAAAACAAUAAGACUUGUGUUUCUUCGGUUCCUUUCGUCGUGCCAUCCUGCUACAUUCGAACGUCAUGGCAGAGGCCGCGGUGGAGCAGAGUAACCUUCCGGUCUGUGUCAUCGUUCUCGGAAUGGCCGGCUCUGGAAAGACUACCUGGGUUCAGAGAAUCACGGCCCAUCUGCACGCUGCAGGGAAGGCCCCGUACGUCGUCAACCUCGACCCAGCUUGCAUGGAGGUUCCUUACCCUGCCAAUGUGGACAUCCGUGACACAGUCAAGUACAAAGAAGUAAUGAAACAGUAUGGCCUGGGUCCUAACGGUGGGAUUAUGACAUCCUUGAACCUCUUCUCCACAAGAUUUGAUCAGGUUCUAAAGCUCAUCGACAAGCGGAAAUCCCAACUAGAGUACGUAGUGUUCGACACACCAGGUCAAAUCGAAGUCUUCACGUGGUCUGCAUCUGGAAGCAUCAUCGUCGAGAGCCUUGCGUCGGAGUUCCCCACAGUAAUUGUGUACGUAAUGGACGUCGUCAAGAGCGUCACCCCGGUCACCUUCAUGUCCAACAUGCUCUACGCCUGCAGUAUCCUCUACAAGACAAAGCUUCCUUUUUUAAUAGCCAUGAACAAGGUUGAUGUCGUGGACCAUUCCUUUGCUCUGGAAUGGAUGCAGGACUUUGAGGCAUUUCAGGACGCACUACGCAACGAGACGUCCUACCUCUCAAACCUCAGUUCCUCCCUCAGUUUUGUACUCGACGAGUUCUAUCAGCACCUGAACGUCGUUGGUGUGUCAGCCGUCACGGGUCAAGGCGUGGCGGAGUUUUUUGCCGCGGUGCGCAAGGCUAAGGAAGAGUACAUACAGGAUUAUAAGCCAGAAUACGAAAGGCAGCGGCAAGAAAAGGAGAGGGCCGUUGCUGCCGAGCGAGGGAAGCAGAUGGAAAGGCUGAAAAAGGACAUCAGCGAAGAAGCUUCGACGUGUCAAGAGGCUCAAAUUUCUGUCGCACCAGAAGAGAGUGAGCCUUCGUCGGAAGAAGACGUCACCGAAGAUGCGGAAGAAGAGGCGGAAUACGAAUCUUUCAAGACAUUCCUCGAACGUGAAAAGAGCAAGAGGAAAACCAAAUACGAAUCUCAGCAACCUGCGAAAGAAUGACAUCAUCGUGGAAUUUGAAUAUGUCAGUGAAUGUACAGAUUAUAUUUUGUCACGCGAAAUAGACUGCAGCGAUAAAUUUUCAAGUCCGAUGGCGGUUUA
This is a messenger RNA of Ornithodoros turicata, 1774 nucleotides long. Its product is annotated as GPN-loop GTPase 1-like. The record is from RefSeq and is a predicted model, not a curated record. The transcript is spliced from 13 exons. Lineage: Eukaryota; Metazoa; Arthropoda; Arachnida; Ixodida; Argasidae. Gene Ontology annotation, molecular function: GTPase activity. The coding region runs from base 608 to 1675 and encodes 355 amino acids.